Molecule: messenger RNA, 1296 nt
Organism: Exophiala bonariae
Lineage: Eukaryota; Fungi; Ascomycota; Eurotiomycetes; Chaetothyriales; Herpotrichiellaceae
Exons: 1
Coding region: 1-1296 (431 amino acids)
Molecular function (GO): hydrolase activity, acting on carbon-nitrogen (but not peptide) bonds
Source: RefSeq, a predicted model, not a curated record
AUGACGACUGAUGCUGGAAAGGCUAGUGGGACGAUCAAUGGCUCGGUGCAUGUCAUAAAAGCCGAUCUCUUGAUCCCUGGUCGUGGUGAUCCUCUUUCCAAUGCGGCUGUUGUCUACGACACCAAGACAAUUCUCUACGUCGGACAGCAGUCGAACAUCCCAGAUUGCUAUAACUCUCUCGAUGAGACUCAUUUGCCCGUUUUGAUGCCAGGACUCUGGGACUGCCACGUCCACUUUCUUGGUAUGGCCGAUGGGGUCAGUAGUCUUUGGAAGUUGAAUCCAAUCGUGUCCGGGGCGCGCAGCGUGAGGGAUUUGGAAUUGCUUUUGAAUGCGGGAUACACAUCGGUCAGAGAAUGCGGCGGAAACGGCAUUUUCCUCGACCAGGUGGUCGAAGAUGGCUACUGCAUAGGUCCAAAGAUCUAUUCGUGCGGUUCCGUGAUCAGCUGCACUGGGGGCCAUGCAGAUGCUCACGACAUCCCGCUCUCCACCUGGCAGGCCUCCUGCAAUCGAGGCCUGCAGGUCCAUCUAUGCGAUGGUGUCGACGAAUGUACAAAGGCAGUUCGGCUCCAGACCCGGAAAGGAGCCAAAUUCAUCAAGAUCUGUGCGAGUGGCGGAGUCCUCAGCCAGAAUGACGACCCAAAGCACCAGCAGUACUCCGCCCAGGAAAUCCAAGCCUUUGUCGAUGAAGCUGCCCUCAGCGACCGGAUUGUCGCUGCCCAUUGUCAUGGAAAGCCUGGAAUCAUGGCCGCCCUGAGGGCUGGGGCCAGGACAAUCGAACACGGGACAUAUUUGGAUCUCGAAUGUGUUACACUGAUGAAGGAGAAAGACGCCAUCCUGGUCCCCACUCGCACACUCCACGAGGUCCUCCGAAGCGGCCUGUCCGCGACAUCCGCAACAAAGAUGAUCGAUGCCAGCAAGCAUCUGAAACAUGCAUGCCAAUUGGCGAUCCAGCACGGGGUCAAGAUGGCCCUAGGCUCAGACCUGGGACUGAGCCUCCGGGGCCACCCCGCCUCACACGGCCAGAACGCGUUGGAACUCAGCCUGGCUGUCGAAGCAGGCAUGUCUCCCCUGGCCGCAAUCGAAGCUGCCACCGCCAACGGACCGCUGACCCUCGGUGCCCAGGCGCCACGGUCUGGACAAAUUGCCGUCGGAUUUGACGCUGAUUUCAUCGCCGUUUCUCGCAGCCCACUAGAGGAUAUCAACGUUCUGGUGAAUCCAGUCAACAUCACGCACGUCUGGCGACGGGGGACGCUGUACAAGGGACCCAAUGGCACCAGAAUCUCGAAUGAUCUCUAG